Messenger RNA from Nycticebus coucang (slow loris), 2026 nucleotides. RefSeq names its product kelch repeat and BTB domain containing 13 (gene KBTBD13). The record is from RefSeq and is a predicted model, not a curated record. Bases 26 to 1402 code for a protein of 458 amino acids. The transcript has a single exon. Gene Ontology annotation, molecular function: protein binding. Lineage: Eukaryota; Metazoa; Chordata; Mammalia; Primates; Lorisidae.
GAGGCCUCCAGCCCUCUGGCUCACCAUGCCGCGGGGCCCAGAGGGGCCGGUGCAGGUCUGGGUGGGCGGCCAGCUCUUCCAGGCCGAACAGGCCCUGCUGGUGGAGCAUUGCGGAUUCUUCCGCGGCCUCUUCCGCUCCGGCAUGAGGGAGGCGCGCGCCGCAGAGGUGCGCCUGGGCGUGCUCAGCGCGGGCGGCUUCCGAACCAUGCUGCAGGUGCUGCGCGGCGAGCGGCCCACGCUGGCGGCCGACGACGAGCUGCUCCAGGCGGUGGAGUGCGCCGCCUUCCUGCAGGCGCCGGCGCUGGCGCGCUUCCUGGAGUACAGCCUCACGACGGAGAACUGCGCGUUGCUGUGCGACGCGGCCGCCACCUUCGGGCUGCGCGACGUGUUUCACAGUGCUGCGCUCUUCAUCCGCGACGGCGCCCGGGAGCUGGCGGCGGAGCUGGCGCUACCCGAAGCACGCGCCUAUGUGGCGGCGCAGCGGCCCAGCAGCUACGUGGCCGUGAGCACGCACGCACCCGCGCCCGGCUUCCUGGAGGACGAGUCGCGCACGCUGUGCUACCUGGACGAAGAAGAGGACGCGUGGCGCACGCUGGCCGCGCUGCCCCUGGAAGCCAGCACGCUGCUGGCAGGCGUAGCCACGCUGGGCAACAAGCUGUACAUCGUGGGUGGCGUACGCGGCCCCAACAAGGAGGUGGUGGACCUGGGCUUCUGCUACGACCCCGAGGGUGGCACGUGGCGCGAGUUCCCCAGCCCACACCAGCCGCGCUAUGACACGGCGCUGGCGGGCUUCGAGGGCCGCCUCUACGCCAUCGGGGGCGAGUUCCAGAGGACGCCCAUGAGCUCGGUGGAGUGCUACGACCCGGCCGCGGGCUGCUGGAGCUUCGUGGCCGACCUGCCUCAACCCGCUGCAGGUGUGCCCCGCGCCCAGGCGUGUGGCCGCCUCUUCGUGUGCCUGUGGCGGCCGGCUGACACCACAGCCGUGGUGGAGUACACAGCGCGGGGCGACACGUGGCUGCCGGUAGCCGAGCUGCGGCGUUCACAGAGCUACGGCCACUGCAUGGUGGCCCACCGCGACAGUCUCUACGUGGUGCGAAACGGACCUUCUGACGACUUCUUGCACUGUGCCAUCGACUGCCUCAACCUGACCACGGGCCAGUGGACGGCGGUGCCUGGCCAGUUCGUCAACAGCAAAGGAGCGCUUUUCACUGCUGUUGUGCGCGGCGACACUGUCUACACAGUCAACCGCGUGUUCACGCUGCUGUACGCCAUCGAGGGCAGCACCUGGCGGCAGCUCAGGGAGAAGGCCGGCUUCCCGCGGCCGGGCUCCUUGCAGACCGUUCUCCUCAGGCUGCCUCCUGGUGCUCCGGGGCCUGUGGCGUUGCCGCUGCCAGAACUGUGACUCCUGGGCUGGCGUUAGGAGGGGACGGCCCAGGUCUUCCCUGAGCCGUGGCUGAGCGUGUGAGAUUGGCCUUAGGAGCUGCUUGGAACUUUCUGUUGACACACUCAGGUCUGGUGCCUUCUGGUAGUGUAGACAUGUCCAAGAACCUCAGGGAGCAAUGAACAUGCUGGGGUCUGAUCCUUCAAAUCACUUGGGUUCUGCUGGUGGGACACAACGCCAGUGAAAAGGAUUGGGGAAAGAGUGUUAGGAUUUGAAUAAUCCAGACUUGUAUGUAAUGGGUCAGUAAUUGAGCAUGGCUAGGAGUAGAUUAUGUGAUGUUAAUCAAACUGCCAAUCAAUAAACAAGAAUUAGGUACUUUGUGCCUAUUACACAGUACUAGGCCUAAUGAGAGCUUUAGUUGUCAUACAGGGGUCCAAGAAGCUUAUAGAGUCUAUCCCAGAAAAUAUCUUAACAUUUACAGGACAAGAAAAAGGUUUACACACACUUGUAAGUAAAUCCACAAAGGGUUGAAGUCAACAUGCAAGAUUUUAAAGAUCCACUCACAAUAUAAUAUUAGGUCGUUAAAUAUAAAAUGUCUGAUUUUCAAAUCAACUUUAUUAUAUCUCAAGCUGUGCAAUUAAAAUA